GCCAUCUUUCUUCUUCACAAAUUGGCGUGCUCAUUAUUAUUCUUAGCAUCUAUCUGACAGAAUUUAACCAUGGCGACAACAGCAACGGAAGGAAAGAACAAAAAGUACAAACUUUUCGCCUCUGCGGCAGGAGACGGCUCGAAGAAGCCAUGCGCUUUCUUCAACACUCCUGCUGGUUGUCGGAUGGGAGACAAUUGCAAAUUCUUGCAUACCGCUGCUGCUGAAAUUCCAGCAACUCCCACGACGAGCAACUCGGUUGUGAGCAGCGAAGAAAGCGAGGGUGAAAUCGAGACAGAGAAACCGCAGCAGCCAACCCAGCAGCAGAAACGCAAGAGAACCAAUGAAAAAAACUCCAAUGUGUUUGCUUCUCCCAGUGGCGGCGAAAAGAAAAUCAAGUACACGGAUCUUAUGAAGGACAUUACGUCUGAGAAGAAGGAUACUCCACCAGCAGCGGCUAAAACUCCAGCGGUAUCACCGAAACAAAAGAAGAAAACGGAAGUUAAGAAACAGCAGCAACCUCAAAACAACAAGAAGCAGUCUUCCGGCACUUCAUUCCGUGACCUCAAUUUGCCUAUUGCCAGUUUCAUGCUACCCUCGGGAGAAAGCAAGAAGGAGGAGGAACCAACCAAGGAGGAAAAAGUGAAAGAAAGUCCUCCUCCUCCCGCUCCCAAACCUCAACCCACACAUGUUCUUCCAACUUCAUCCGAAGCUGGCCGCAAAUGGAAAGACAUUGUGGAGGAAACACAAGCCAAUCCAAGUUUUGACGAAAUUUUCUCCAUGACAAAGUACAAGGAAAAUCCUCUCCCAGGAGAUGUAUGGAUCAAGGCAAAGCCAUUUGGAAAAUGGUGUGCCAACAACCCUCAGGCCAUUGCCAUUGAUUGUGAAAUGUGCGAAACAAAGGAUCCCGUGUCUGGUCGCAAAAACUUUAAUGCUUUAUGCCGUAUCAGUGUUGUCAAUGCGGACGAUCCAGACGAUGUCUUGUUGAAUACUCUUGUCAAGCCGGACUGGCCUGUCUCUGACUACAGAACCUGGGUCAAUGGCAUUGAAAAGCAACAUUUGGAUCCAGUGCAGUUCACCUUGCGACACGCUCAGGCUUUCAUGGUGGCACUUUGCAGCGAGGAAACCGUCAUUAUGGGACAUGCCGUCCAUAACGAUUUGGCCGCCAUGAGGAUGGAACACGAGUGUUGUGCGGAUUCCGCCCUCUUGUUCAAGGCCAAGGAUUCACCCACUGCUACAGUGAGUUUGAAGGAUUUGGCUGCGACCAUUCUCAAGAAGGAAAUGCCCGAUACCCAUGACUCGGUCAACGAUGCACGCACGGCCCUACUUUGCCUGGACUUUUAUCGGGAAAAGGACGGUGACGUGGAAGAAAUUGUCCGCACUCCCUCCAACAAGCGUCGCAACAGCAAGCGUGCCGAUGGCGUUGCUACCACAGGCGCUGGCACUCCAUCAGGUGGCAUUCCGGAAGGGCGUACCCACCAUCAAUUGUUUGUUCACCGUAUUCCCAAAAGCUGCAAGGGAGAGCACAUCAUCAAGAUGUUUUUGGAGCACACAGCCGUGGCACCCGAUCAAGUCAACGACAUUGAUUUCUCUUCGGGAUCCAAAGGCAAAACCAUCAUCAGUUUCAAGUCUCCCCGUCAUGCAUUCUUGGCAUUUGAUACGCUGAAAGGAACUGCCGAGCCCGAAAAAUCGGGACGACUGCAGAAGAAGGUGUUUCUUCGGGAUGGCGACUAUGUCCGAAUCCGAAAGAUGGCCUUUGAAAAGAAUCACGUGUUCCCCAAAUCCCCUUCUACCAACAACGAGAGUAGUUGAAUUAUCAUGGGGGUAGACCCCGGAAGUACAGUAUGAAUGAUGUUGGAUACGCGCCAGUGCCAACUGCAGAAAUCUAUAUUUAUCGCAAUUCGUUUGCUUUUUAUUUUAAAAAUGCUCUUCUUCAUCUUGACUUGGCUUUUUCUCUUGUACGCGUG
This is a messenger RNA of Seminavis robusta, 1964 nucleotides long. The record is from the annotation of a GenBank genome assembly. Lineage: Eukaryota; Bacillariophyta; Bacillariophyceae; Naviculales; Naviculaceae.